AUGGUGUACGAUCCAAACUUGUGGUAUAUCCAUGGAAACACCUACGACUUGCAUGAGUUUGUUGACAAGCACCCCGGCGGACGCAUGGCCCUGUUGACUGGUCGCGGUCGCGACUGCACAGCCCUCUUCGAAUCGUACCAUCCUUGGAACGACAAGCACCGCAAGAUUCUUCGUGCUUAUGGGGCAGCACCGCCUCCACCAGACCCCUUUUACGAGGAGAUCAAGGCUGGUGUUCGCGAAGCUUUCCCAGAAGGUUGUGGUAGCACAAAGAUGCGGACCCACGCCAUGAUCGGCUUGGCAGCAGCGUGGUCUUUGAUGAUGUGGCUCUUUUUCGUCGUGGCCACCCCUCUAUCCAGUUUGCUUGCUGGUUGCCUGGUUGCGACAGUUGCCACUCGCCUUUCUCAUGAGGGUGGUCAUUGGCAAAUCAGCCGAAAAGAGUGGGUGAAUCGCCUUGCGCUCUUCCUGGGUUUCUUUAUUGUUGGCCCUUCAAUGUGCUGGUACUAUCAGCAUGUUGUCAGCCACCACGUGAGCACCAACCAGGACAAGGAUGCUGAGAAGGAUGUGGACGUGGAGUACAUUUGGAUUGCUGACAAGUUCCCUGGCUGGCUGAAGGUCUUGUCGCUGCCUGGCAUUUUCAUUGGCACUGUGAUUGAGAUUGGAGUGAAGCGUAUGAUCGUUGAUUUGCUCAUCCGCGGGCAUGUUGGUGGGCACAAGGUGGACUACCGCUUGGGUGGAAUUCUGUAUGAGAUCCCACUGUGGUGCUUUCUUCACUAUAUGUUUGGACCGUCCUUCUUGUGCUAUGUGUGCAUGUGGCUCACAGCAGGUGCAAUCUUCGUCCCGUGCUCGCAAGUGGCUCACGUGAUCCUCUACCCGGACUCCGGAGAGCAUGAAUCCUGGGCAAAGAUGCAGAUUGCUGAGAGUGUGGACUUCGCGAGCGAGUCCGAUUUCUGGUUCCAUACGGCCUUCGGCCUCACAACCCAGAUCGAGCAUCACUUGUUCCCCGGCAUUGGCCACCAUUGCUAUGACACCUGCCGGAAGAUUACCCGAAAGGUUUGUGAAAAGCAUGGCGUGCAUCACUCCGACGUUUCUGCAUCAACUGCCUUCGGGGCAUUGUGGACACGAUUGGUGGCAGCCACACCAGCAGCACUGCUUAUGUAA
Durusdinium trenchii is the source of this 1158-nucleotide messenger RNA. Lineage: Eukaryota; Dinophyceae; Suessiales; Symbiodiniaceae. The record is from the annotation of a GenBank genome assembly.